Messenger RNA from Calypte anna (Anna's hummingbird), 4476 nucleotides. RefSeq names its product DTW domain containing 1 (gene DTWD1). NCBI's taxonomy places the organism in Eukaryota, Metazoa, Chordata, Aves, Apodiformes, Trochilidae. Gene Ontology annotation, molecular function: tRNA-uridine aminocarboxypropyltransferase activity. Gene Ontology annotation, biological process: tRNA modification. The record is from RefSeq and is a predicted model, not a curated record. Gene Ontology annotation, cellular component: nucleus. The transcript has 6 exons. Bases 142 to 1218 code for a protein of 358 amino acids.
UCACGCUCUUCCGGCCCCCGCCUCCCCGUGGCGGCCAAACCCGACACUUUGGUUCCGAGGCCUGUGAGGGCCGCAGCGAAGCCGGGCGGCUCUCAGCACCCAGCACCCGCCCGCCGAGGGGCCGGGGCCGCGGGAGCCGUGAUGCAGCACACAGUGCAAAAGGCAAUUUAUAAGUACUACUGCAGGCUGUGGGCUGCUGUGAAGACCAGAGAGUACAAUCAGAAGGCUUUCACCAAAAAUCUGACUUUGCCUAUGAACUGCAGACAGCAAUACUACUUCUGUCUGGACCAGCUAACCAUGUCUUUAAAUUCAUCUACACUGUUAAAUGAAGAAAACCCUCAAGGACCAAAAAGAAAUGCUGAAUGUUUGGAAAGUCUGGAAUUACAGAGUACCUCAUCAUCUCCAGAUAACCCACUUCAACAAUUACAGUUAGCAUCACAAGAAGUACUUGAAAAGGCAAAAAAGAGUGGGAGAUCAAAAUGCCCCCGAUGCAGUAGUUCCAGGAUGUUUUAUUGUUAUACAUGUUUUGUUCCUGUUGAAACUGUCCCCACCAAAGAAAUUCCAACUGUGAAGUUACCUUUGAAGAUUGACAUUAUUAAACACCCAAAUGAAACAGAUGGCAAAAGCACUGCUGUACAUGCUAAGCUCCUGGCACCCGAUGAUGUUACAAUUUAUAAAUACCCUUGCAUUCCAGAAUAUGAAGAAAAAAAACAUGAAAUAGCACUUAUAUUUCCUGGCCCCAAUUCAGUUUCAGUAAAAGAUAUUGCUUUCCAUCUCCAAAAAUACACUAAAGAAGGUGUUUACCAUAAUGAUGAUGACUGUUCCAGAGAACCACUGCAUAAACAAGCAAAAAUAGAACUUGAAGAAAAAAAUCUAAAUGAAUGCAUCUCGGGCAACAGGAGUGAAGGCACUAGACUGAAGAAAAUAAUAUUUAUUGACAGCACCUGGAAUCAAACUAACAAAAUAAUAACUGAUGAACGACUUCAAGGGUUGCUGCAAAUUGAAUUGAAAACAAGGAAAACUUGCUUUUGGCGUCACCAGAAGGGAAAGCCAGAUACAUACCUUUCCACAAUAGAAGCAAUUUAUUAUUUCCUUGUGGACUAUCAUCAGGAGAUUUUGAAAGAGAGCUACAAAGGACAAUAUGAUAAUCUGCUUUUUUUCUUUUCGUUUAUGUACACAUUGAUUAAAAAUGCCAAGUGUUGUGCAGGAAAAGAAUAAGAUGUCUAUCUGUAGGUAAGUUACACUACAAUGUAUUUUGUUUCUUUCGUAGUCAUAACUGUACAAACAUAAUGAUUUUUAUCUGAAAUUUGAAAACAGAUUGUUCUCUUAACCCAGGCUUGAAGUCAGAAUAAGAUUCUUCAAAUAUGCACACACACACACACACACACACACACAGAGCUGCUAAGUAUAUUGUGAGUUCAUAUGCCAGGCAAUGACAAAAAUCAGCAGUCAUGUCUCAGUAUUAUUGAAAUAACACAUUUCUUAUUCAUUUGGUUCUAAUUGCUAUUGAGGGGUUAUUUUGGCUUUUUACAAUGAUUAAUGCUAUUUCCUUUGGUAUGAAUUUUGAUAGUCUUUUGACAUUUCCAUCUGUUCUUGUAUUUCUUAAACAAAGAUUGCUGUAAUAUUUUUUUUUAAUCAUACAAGUAUAACAGAUUGAGAAGGAAACUUUCACCCACUUUAAACAAACAAAAAUAAAAUGAACCCACUGACCUAAUGUUUUACAAGAACCAGAGAGAAAAAUCUGGGAGGGGGGGAGGGGGAGUUACAUCCAAGACAUAUUUCCCUGAAAACAUGUUUUUUUAUUUAAGCAGCAGAGGUCAAAUAAAAGCUUAUAUAAGCUGUUCUUUGUUACUUUUGGAAAAUAGUUUCAUAAGGUUAAAAAUGGUUUCCAAAUUUAAGUUUUGUGUACCUCAUUUUGUAUGAACAAUGAGAAUUAAGAACCUAUUCCAAAAGUAGAUUAAUUUUAAUUCUCAGGUGAAAUCAAUGUACAGAAAAAAUAAUUUGAAAUCUGGAACACUGUGUCCAGGAAUUGGGUUCAAAUUGUUGUUCUUCCAGUGCAACCUCAGUGUAAUGUAAUAGUCAAUAUUACAGCAAUUGACAGAGGCAUGUCCAAUAUCCAUAAUUAAUUAUGGUCUGUUUGUAUUCCUGUGAUAACCUUUUAUGAGGGCAGUAAGGGGGUUAUUGUUACUUCUGCUGCAAAUCUGUUCUGCUGGUUCCCCCUUCUCUCCUAUCUCCUGCUUUCCCCUCUGUACAAGUAUUUAAAUCCUCUAUUUAAUUUCAGUACAGGUGUAAGAAGCUAAAUCAAACAAGUCAUCCACUUCACACUGAGAAUGUCUCAAUGCCUCUGAUUUGCUUUUCCAGCUUUGAGGCUAAAGAAAAGUUUUGUUCCACCAAAUGAAAGCGAUCAAGUGGUUAAUCCUUUCAAGUGCAAUUAGCAGCACUGACCUCCCCUGUUUUUCAAAAUGAGGGUCAUGGGGAGGUAACGACCAGUUCUGGGGCUUUUCUUUCAUAUCAGAAUACCCCUUCACUAACUAUCUCUUCUGUUUCCAAAAACAUCAGAGAGAGUAAGGGGGAAAACAGGCUUCCACUUCCAUUAGCAGUAACUUAAACAUCCAUAAGUUAAAGGGGGAGGAAAAGGAAGAACAACUUUAUUUAUCUCUUUUCACAACAGAGGACAUCUGGCCUUCUGUAGGGAGGCCUCAGAUAACAAAAAACCUGUCAUUACAAACCUCCAAGAUGUGUUCAGAGAACCAUUUUACCUGCAGUCUGGCUUAUUCAUUUCCUGCCACUGAAGCCAUCUGCUUUUGCUUAUUGUGGGUAUUUUUGUUCUUUGGCCAGGAGCAUGAAGUGGCUUCACUUGAGCAUGCCUGUAUGCUUGGUCAGAGGGAGGAUUUAAUACUUCUUUCAAAAUUAAUAAGAGAGGGAGCUGAAAAAAAAACAAUUCUCUUUCUGGAAGGCAGCACAAAAGUCAUCCAACCCAAGGUUGAAUAAAGGGUCAUGUCAAUGCACAAGGUAAAGAUACAUUGAGAUUGAAAAGAGAUGGCAACUUCAGAUCUACAGCUGAACCUUCCAAAGCACCUGCUUUAAAUCCUUUGCUACUGCUUCUUGUGAUUUGUUCCAUUUGAGUCCAUCUGGUUUUCCACAGAGGCUUCUUCAGGCCCAAUUGCAGAGCAAUGCAGUGAUCUGGUUUUGUUUUCUCUUCCACUGUUUCAAGUAUUUUACCAGAAUGCUUUAGAAAUCACCCAUUGAGGUACUGAAUGAUUCAGCAUAUUUCCUGAACUGAUAUCCCUUGCCUUGAGAGACAGUAGCUGAGUAAAAUUCCAGUGUUGUCAUAUUAGUAGGAAUGUUGACUUUGACUGUUGACACUUAUUAAUACCAACAAUCAAAGUGUUUGUAUGAAAAAUGUACAACAUUCUUCCUGUUCAGUUGUUGGUAAAAUUAACACAUUGCAGCCAUUUUUAGGAUUCUGAAGGGAAAUCAGAUGCUGUAGAAUUCUGAAAGCAGUGCAUCACAGUAAGCUUCUAAAACAUUCAUAACGAUAUGGUUUCUUUACCACUGCUUGCCAGGAAAAAAACCAACAAAUAGUUGAGUCCCACAGAAAAAGGUGGGAACUACUUCUCUAUUGCAAAAGAGACUGUAUUUUUACCUCACUGGAAAAUUUUGUCUUAACUUGAGCAAUACUGGUGCUGUUAGUUAACACAUUCAGAUCAACUACUAUUUACCACUGACUUUUGGGUGGUAUUUACCACUGACCCAGACCAUGGGUGUUGCAAUGAGUUACUUGGAAACACACCACAGAAGAGGGAAGAGAAGAGAAUGCCUCACACACAAGUAUACCCAGAGUUGAGCCCUACUUGACCUGUGUCCAUGUGCACUUUGCUUCCCUUACCUGUAGCCUUAAUUUCUGCCUCUGAGUAACACAUCUCUGCAUAGGAAGCUGGGCUCAUAAGCCAGUGGAACUCAGCAUGGAAUCUAAAGGCUCUUAUAUCAAAAGUUCUGAUGGUAAAAUUUCUGCUUUUCCAACAAUGGGGACAGAGGAGCUAUACAGUAGUGUGUGUGUGUGUGUGUGUGUGUGUGUGUGUAAAUAAUGAGUAAAUGUAUUUACCUCCCUCCUAGCAACUGAUGUAUUACAACACAAGCCAGGGAUUUUCCUCUAUCCCAUUUCCGUCUUAGGGAAGAUAAAUACAAAGAAAAUAAAUGUGUGGUGUCAGAAUUUACAAAAUUAUAGAAUAAACUGUUACAUGCACAGAGCAAGUAUACACUUGAGAUAAAGACAUAACCAAGCCUGUUGACGUACACAGAUCAGCAGAUUGAUUUGGAGGCACUGUGCAGUGUGAGUGCUGUAAUAGCCUUCCAAACCAGUGAAAAAACAAAUAUUAUUUCACACUAUUCUAAGUAUUGCUGCUAAUGAGUCUAGUGUAGUUCCCUGCUCUUGUAUCAUGAUGUGUCAUGUUCUCUUUGUAUCUCCAACCAGCA